UUUAUCAUUGCUCUUUCCUGGCACGUCUUCAUUUUCUAAGAAACAGUAAUUAAGUUUUAAUCUAAUUUACUUAAUUUAUUUGACGAAAAUGAUAAAAAUGCGUUAGUGUUAGGCCUGAACAGGAAAUAUUCCAAAUUUCAUAGCACAUGAAUCUUUUAGAAUAGACUACCAUAGUGAGUAAUGGGUUUGACCGAGGGCAAUGCCUACCUCUAUCACUUCACCCUCUUGUUGCUUAUACCAACAACAAUAUCUGAUGAGGGAUCUGGGAGCAAGUGCGACUCUGAGAUACUUUUAGAGUCCAGUGGUGCCAACUAUACAAUCUAUAACCCUGCUUACCCAGAAACCUAUUCUCCAGGUCAAAAAUACACCUGGUGCGUCUCAGCCCCUGAAAACUACACCAUAUCACUUCUCUGUGACGAAUUCGAUAUCCCAAGUAGUGAUGGUUGCAAGAUUGAUGCGUUGACUGUCUCGACUGGUGACAACGAGACCAGAUCCUACUGUGGGAGCAAUCCAAUCAGAGCAACUUCUGAGUCCAAUGAAAUUAGAAUACAGCUGCGCUCCAGCAAGAAGAGGCGAGGCGGGAAGUUCUUCUGUCGUGUGGUAUCUGAGGAGCCAGAGAUCUACAGUACGAGAGCGAUUAUCUAUGAAGACUGUGACUGUGGAUACUCUUACAGAGCAAGAAUUGUUGGGGGACAAGAAACUGGGAUCAACGAGUUCCCAUUCAUGGCAGGUCUAGUGGAUGCUAGACGUGGAGCUGUUAUUGUAUGCGGUGCGUCCAUCAUCAGUCGGCGCUAUGUUAUCACAGCCAAUCAUUGUCUUCCUCCCCUGAAAGUGGAGCACACUGCAGUCGUGGUGGGAGAACACAACAUCUCCACAGGUAUGGAGACACCAGAAACAAAGCUGAUAAGAGUGAAGCGGUUCAUACCAUACCCCUACUACAACAGUGUGACUAGACAGUAUGACAUAGCUCUGAUAGAGCUAGUGUCUCAGAUCGCAUACACUAUGAGAGUGGGGCCUGUCUGCCUGCCCUUCAUGUCUAGGAACUGGGACCUCACAGGGGAGGCUGUCACGGUUCUAGGUUGGGGAACAACAGAAUUUGGAGGUCCUCGAUCUCGGGUGUUGCAGAAAGGUACUGUAGACCUCAUCAACAUUCAAGAUUGCAAAAAUUCUUAUGGCGAAACCAUAGAACCAUACACCCAACUGUGCACUUACAGGCAGAACGUGGAUGCUUGUCAGUACGAUUCUGGCGGGCCGCUGACCUGGUUUAACUAUUACAUCAACCGCUAUGAGUUUACGGGAAUAGUGAGCUAUGGAAAAGCUUGUGCCACCGACGUACCCAGUGUCAACACCAAGGUGGCUCCAUUCCUUCAGUGGAUACUCGAUAAUACUCCGAGUGAAACGUACUGUUACAAGUCUCAAUGACAACUUGUCCAUCAAACUGUUGUGCCAUAACAAAACUGUAUUCCACCAAUAAAGUAUUUAUUACAAUUAAAA
Messenger RNA from Homalodisca vitripennis (glassy-winged sharpshooter), 1494 nucleotides. RefSeq names its product venom serine protease-like. Lineage: Eukaryota; Metazoa; Arthropoda; Insecta; Hemiptera; Cicadellidae. Gene Ontology annotation, molecular function: serine-type endopeptidase activity. The transcript has 9 exons. Gene Ontology annotation, biological process: proteolysis. Bases 181 to 1422 code for a protein of 413 amino acids. The record is from RefSeq and is a predicted model, not a curated record.